Messenger RNA from Rosa chinensis, 1767 nucleotides. RefSeq lists its product as uncharacterized. NCBI's taxonomy places the organism in Eukaryota, Viridiplantae, Streptophyta, Magnoliopsida, Rosales, Rosaceae. Bases 1 to 1767 code for a protein of 588 amino acids. Gene Ontology annotation, molecular function: nucleic acid binding; zinc ion binding. The transcript has 2 exons. The record is from RefSeq and is a predicted model, not a curated record.
AUGGCCGGAGAUGAAGAGCAAGCUGUCAUUCAAAAGCCUCUCGAUCAACAAACCUCCAAGAAUGCUGCACCAUGGGAGAAUCCCAACCAUCCGUUAUUUCUCCACCACUCAGACCAGCUAGGUGCCAUGCUUGUUGCACAGGCUUUGGUGGAAGACAACUAUACUACAUGGGAACAAUUGAUGCUUAUGGCACUAACAAUCAAGAAUAAGAAGGGCUUUGUCGAUGGGACUCUGGUGAAACCAACUCAUAAUCCUUCCGAGCAAUUGCAAUGGGAGAGAUGUAAUACUUUAGUGAAAACGUGGCUGCUAGGAGCCAUGUCGAAAGACAUCUCCAAUAGUGUGAUACACUGUAAAGAUGCACGAACCAUGUGGCUGGAGUUGAAGGAGAGGUUUUCACAGGUAAGCACAGUUGCGUUAUUUCACGUUGAGAGCGCUAUUCAUGGUUGUGAGCAAGGAGGUACAUCAGUGACUUCAUUCUUCACCAAACUGAAGGCAUUAUGGGAUGAGAAAGACUCUCUUUGUUCUUUCCCUCCUUGUAGCUGUGAUGCCGCCCCAGAAGUGAAGUCUUUUAUCGAAGCUCAGAAGAUAAUGAAGUUUUUGAUGGGAUUGAAUGAAGGAUUUGCACAAAUCAGGAGCAAUAUCAUUAGUCUUAAUCCUCUACCAACACUGAACAAGGCAUAUGCCAUGGUGCUUUGUCAAGAGAAACAAGUGGCAGCAAUUGCAGGCAAGAGUGGAUCGAUGACAGAAGCUUCUGCUUUUGCUGUCAAGAGGCCAGAAAAGUUUGAGAAACAAGAGAAGAGUGAUCAAUCCUUUUCUCGUGACUCACAGUUCAUGGGAGGAGAGAAUAAGUAUUGUGAGAAGUGUAAUAUGACAAAUCAUUACACAAAGAAUUGUAGGGCACGUCUCAAGUGCACCUACUGUGAUGGCAAUGGUCACACCUACAACUAUUGCAGAAGAAGGAAGAGGAUGAUGGGAGAAGGAUCAAGCAAUUCAAAAGCCAAUCAUGUUGGUACCAUGAGUGAAGGAAAGGAGGAUGCAAUGAACUUUCCACUCUCCAAAACAGAGUGCAAUCAGAUGCUGGGGCUGCUGAAUCGUAUACAAGCAGCAGGGAACAAGGUAAAAGAUAGAAACCAAUUGCUAGAGAUGCUGAAUACCAACAAACCAUCCACAACCAACUUUGUGGGUAACGUACCAAACCUUGAAGAAAUUCCAAGUAAAAUUUGUGCACUUUAUCAUGAUAACAAGGAUGUAGUAUGGAUUUUGGAUAGCAGGGCUAGCAACCACAUUGUAUGCAAUGCAACCUUUCUUUCUUCUUGUUAUCCUGUGGACAAUAGGACUGUGAGAUUACCAGAUGGACAGAGACUUCCAGUGUCUGACAUUGGGACAGAGAUUUUUUCAUACCAUUUCAUUCUUCAUAAUGUUCUAUGUGUUCCCACAUUCUAUCUGAACCUCAUUUUGAUAAGCAAACUUGCUUUGGAUUCAUUUUACAUUACCAUAUUUCUCAAGCAUGUUUGUUUCAUUCAUGACCUGCGUUCAGGGAGGAUGAUUAGGACCAGAGCUGAGAGUGAGGGACUCUACUGCCUCAACAUGCCUCAGGAAGGAACAUGCAAUGCAGUGGCGGAAUCACUCCCGCACACCAACCGCUCAGGAGCGAGGGCAAGGACUGAGGGCAGUCUGCCUGUGCCAAGGCAUAGGCUACCCCAGCGGGAAAUUCAGGUCGAUUCCGCCGACGAUGCAACCGCCCAGAUAUGGGAAAGGGUGCACUAA